GGAGCUGGCCUCGGGCUUGGGCGGUUGAGCCUAGGAAGGCCCGUAGGAAAGAAAGCAUCAUGAGGGACGACUCAGGGCCUCCGCAGGAGCAAACGCGUCCUCCACGAGCCCUUCCACCUGUGCCAAGUGCUAUCCAAGAUGAUAUUCCACUUAGUCAUCCUAAGAAAAAGAAAUCCAGAACAAAAAGCAUACCAGCUACUGCUUCUUCGGAAGGCCGCUCUGAGCCCGUUGUUAACAGGACAACUGAGGGCAGUGAGCCACCAGAUGCAGAACUCAAGGAGUACCCAGAAGCUCCUGUUCAAAGGAGACAGAAGAAGACAAGACCACCUCCUGAGUUGGAGACUUCCUUCGCCGAAAAGCCAUCUAGUCCAUCUUUACUACGGAAUGAAAAUGGCAUUGAUGUGGAGCCUCGUGAGGAGGCAGUUAUCCCAAAACCUCGAAGGAAGGCAAAGAAAACCCAGCCAGCUGAACCACAGUAUGCUAGCGAGCUCGGGAUAGAAGCUGAAGACAUAAUCACGGAUGAGCAGAGCACUCUAGAACAUUACUCUAGGUUCACGGCACCCACCGGAGUGAGCCAGCCUGUUGGCAAAGUAUUUGUGGAAAAAAGCCGGAGAUUUCAGGCGGCAGAUCGUUCCGAGUUGAUAAAGACCACAGAAAACAUAGAUGUGUCAGUGGACAUGAAGCCAUGCUGGACUACCCGUGAUGUGGCACUUUCCGUGCACCGAGCUUUCAGGACGAUCGGUCUGUUCUCUCAUGGCUUCUUGGCUGGCUGUGCUGUGUGGAAUAUUGUUGUGAUCUAUGUUCUCGCAGGAGAUCAGUUGUCUAACGUCUCCAACCUUCUGCAGCAGUACAAGCCCUUGGCUUAUCCCUUCCAGAGCCUUCUUUACUUGCUUUUGGCUCUAAGUACAGUUUCAGCAUUUGACAGGACUGACUUUGCUAAAACAUCGGUAGCAAUCCGGAACUUUUUGGCCCUGGAGCCAACAGCUUUAGCUUCUUUCUUGUAUUUUACUGCUCUGAUACUAUCUCUGAGUCAGCAAAUGACAAGUUACAGAAUCCACCUUUACGAACCUUCUGUCAAUGGAAGCCUCUGGGCAGCAGAAGUUGAGGAACCGAUUCUCAUGCCAUGGGUCAUAGUGAAUCUGGUGGUGGCUCUUCUGGUUGGACUAUCGUGGCUCUUUCUGUCUUACAGGCCAAGCAUGGAUCUUAGUGAAGAGUUAAUGUUCUUUUCUGAUGUGGACGCGUACCCUGAGAAGGCAAUCAAAGCAUCUCCAUAGCACUGGCUCCCUCCCUGCAGUGACACCUGUGUUCUCCACUCCUGUUUUUAAGUGAUUUUUAUAAGAUACGUGUAUUUAUAAUUGAGCUUUUGUUACAUAAUACUGAAAUGCUGAAAUACUGGAGAUUAUGAAAAGUGUUUAAAUUAUAUCUGGUCUUUAUACCGAACCUUAAUAUCUUUAUUAUUGUUACCUUAGUGAUACAGGAGAUAACAAGCUAAAAAAGCAGGUGAUGUGUUUGUUUCCUGUUCUCUCAAAUUUGAUAAAUUCACAAUUAUUAUCUAAAAGGCACCAAUUUAGAAAAGCCUUAACUUCAGUGUUAUAAAAUAUACAUCAAGUUUAAAUGUAAAUUUAGAGGAUAGGGAAGAAGGGAAACUGUCUUUAUUUUAUAUUUUUAAUGUCUUCUUAUUGACAACUCUGCAGUAUGUAAUUUGUGUUUUCUGAAUCUGGCCAGUGUUGUGUAUCAUGUAAUAAUUAUUUUGUCAUCUGAAUUGAAAGAUGCUUUAUAGCUAAUAAAACAGAAAUAUGUCUUUUUGAAAAGC
Molecule: messenger RNA, 1813 nt
Organism: Arvicanthis niloticus (Nile rat)
Lineage: Eukaryota; Metazoa; Chordata; Mammalia; Rodentia; Muridae
Gene: Tmem237
Product: transmembrane protein 237
Biological process (GO): cilium assembly
Cellular component (GO): ciliary transition zone
Source: RefSeq, a predicted model, not a curated record